AUGAAGACUGUGCUAUUUGCCUGUGUCCACAACGCUGGGCGAUCGCAGAUGUCGAACGCUCUAUUCAACCACUUAGUGGAUCCAGAAAAAGCUCGGGGCAUAUCUGCAGGGACGCAGCCCGGCACAAAGGUUCACCCGGAGGUGCUUGUGGCAAUGUCUGAGCUCGACGUUGAUUUGUCUUCCGUCCAGCCGCAGCUUCUCACCCCAGAAUUGGCUGCCUCAGCUGACUUGCUUAUCACAAUGGGCUGUGGGGAAGCCUGCCCAUACGUCCCUGGCCUCAAGCGUCUUGAUUGGCCUCUGGAGGAUCCGAAGGGAAAGCCAUUGGAGAGGGUCAGGAAAAUUCGGGACGAAGUGAAGAGCAGAAUCCUGGAGCUUAUAAAGCAGGAGGGCUGGGGCAAAGCGGAGGCCUGA
Coccomyxa subellipsoidea C-169 is the source of this 411-nucleotide messenger RNA. RefSeq lists its product as hypothetical. The transcript is spliced from 3 exons. Bases 1 to 411 code for a protein of 136 amino acids. The record is from RefSeq and is a predicted model, not a curated record. NCBI's taxonomy places the organism in Eukaryota, Viridiplantae, Chlorophyta, Trebouxiophyceae, Coccomyxaceae.